UGUUUCUAAACUUCAUUUGAAUCAAACCUCAUUGUUCUUCACUCUCUCUCUUUCUCUCUUCACCUUCAAAAACUCUUUCAAAAUUAUAUCCAAACAAGAAAAAGAGUACACAACACACAACACCCUAUUGAUCAUCAGCCAUGGAUGCCCACAAUGAAAAUAUGGAAGAAAAGUGUGAUGUGUGUGGUGAUAUUGGGUAUAAUGAAGUAAUUUUCACUUGCUCUAACUGCAAAAUAGCUCGUGAGCACAUCAGUUAUUGUAUGAGUGUUCAUAACUUCGAGAAACUCCCAGAAAGUUGGGUUUGUGAUUCAUGUAAGGCCAAGUACAUCAGAAACCUUGUUCAUGAAUCUUCAACAAAUGUUGUUGCUUCCAUUGUUGGACAACUUCAGCUUCAACAACCAUCCACUAAAUCUCAAGCUUUUUUGGCAAUUAACAACACAGUUAGCAAAUGCAAUGCAGCUAAGAAGGUUCAACUUGGUUCAACCCUAAUACAACAACAAAAUUUGGUUGCCCAAGAACUUGCUCCAUUACUCCAUAAACAAGACGAUCUUGACAUAGCUACUCGUCGUACCUCUUUAUUCGAGCGUGAGCAGAGGCGGGUUGCUAGAGCUGCUCGUCGAACUUCCUCUUCAUCGAACCAACUUCCCAACAUCAACCCAUUUGUGUAUCAAGGGUCUUAUUCCUCCGAGGUUGAUGAGGUUGAGUAUUUAAAAAGGACAUUUGACAUUUGGCGCGGGUUAGUAGAAUUCCCCACGGAAGGGGAGUCAGGUUUUCAAGACCCAAGCCAAGGUUUUAUCUUGGGGUUGCAUGACUUUCGACGAGCUUUCACACGUUUCUCCAUCUCUUUUGGGAGAAUGGGAGAUGAGCUUAAUCACCUUUACCUCAAUUACGUUCCUCGAGAAGAGCUAAUGCGUGCCAACCGACGAUUAGAAGAGGCUAAAGUCGAACUCGGAUUAUGUCAAGCUAGCUCUCAAGUCAAGAUUGACAAACUCAAGGCUCAACUAACUGAAGCAAAAUCUGAGUUGUCUGAUGCUAAGUGCUUGGCUGAGAAGUUUAGCAAGACAGAAGAGUUUGUGGUUAUGCAGAACAAAAUAAUGGAGUGUGGCGUAAAUUGGUCGGUUCGACAAGCUUCGAUAGAGCAUCCAGGAAUCGACUUCAGUUUCCUCCCAAUUCGUUUUAAGGCUGCGUGCGAUAAUAACUUUGAUGACACAAGAUUAGAGCCUUGUUCACCAGCCAAAGAAGGAGAUCAAGAACAGUUUCAUGAUUCUUUGGAAAUGAAUCGAGUUGAUUCUGACAUGAGCAGUUGAACUCUCACUCUGGAUAUACGUUUUUUUGCAUUUUGACUUCAGCUUGUUAUGGACACAUCAAAAAGUUUGAGGAAUCGAGUCAUAAUAGUUGGUGUCUUUCCGGUUCUUAUAUCUUACAAUUAACUAUACCCUUACUAUUUCAAAUCCCUCAUUUGUUAUAGAUUUUGCUAUCUUCUUAUACCA
Cucumis sativus (cucumber) is the source of this 1490-nucleotide messenger RNA. RefSeq lists its product as uncharacterized. The transcript has 6 exons. Lineage: Eukaryota; Viridiplantae; Streptophyta; Magnoliopsida; Cucurbitales; Cucurbitaceae. Bases 141 to 1307 code for a protein of 388 amino acids. The record is from RefSeq and is a predicted model, not a curated record.